Molecule: messenger RNA, 846 nt
Organism: Aegilops tauschii subsp. strangulata
Lineage: Eukaryota; Viridiplantae; Streptophyta; Magnoliopsida; Poales; Poaceae
Source: RefSeq, a predicted model, not a curated record
AUGCCGGCGCGCGGAGCUUCCCCGCGGGACUGCCUCCUCCUCCUCACCGGCCUACCUCCUCUUCGCCGCAUCGUCCCUGUCUACCCACCUCGAGCACCGUUGCCCCGUGCCCUACGCUCCCUCGGUGAGGCCCCCGGCCUCCUCUUCUCUCCCCGUCACCGUCGUCCGUCCCGUUGCACCGUCCGGGUCAUCGAACACCGUCACGGCCAUCGCACAGCACCGCCUCCGCCCUCCUGCUCCGGUCCCCGUUCACCGCUCGCCCACGCACGCGCGCUGCCUGGCCACCGCGCCCCCUCGCUCCGGCCCGCUCUGCAGCGCCCAGCGCAACGGCCCCCUGUUGCGCCUGCCGCGCCUACCUUCGCCUCGGCGGCCUCCACCGCGACGCCACCGGACCCCCACUUUUGCCCCGCCACUGCCUCGCAUCAACUCCCCGGCCGCCUUCCCGCCGGAGUGCUCAACCCCUCCUGUGAGCUCCCCUCCGGUCGCCGCCCCCUCGCGCUCGCCUCUCCCUCGCCGCGCAUCGCUCGCGGGCGCGCGCGCACACCGCGCCACUCUGGCCACUCCGCCCCCCUCCCGCACAUGCCCCGCUCGCCCCCUGUUGGUCCCAGCCACCGACGCGACCAGCGCGUCGGGGCCGCGCCCGUCUGGCUCGGCCACGGCCACUCCCCCUCCUCGCGCGGCCGUGCCCGCCGCCGGCAAGCCGCCCUGGCCACUGGCCUCGCCCCGCCGCGCUCCCUGCGGGCGAGCGCCCUCCCAGGCGCACGUCGCCCAUCGCCCGUUAGCCCGCUGCGCCCGUUCGGGCCUUGCCCGUACUCGCCCGAACCCGCUAACGCCGGCGCCCGCUAA